CACUACUACUGCACCCACCACCACCACCACCACCACCACCACUACAACACCGACACCCACCACCACUACAUCAACUGCAACUUUACCCCCUACAAUAACAACUAGCACCACCACAACCUUAGCAACCCCCACCAUCGACACCACCACAGACACGACCUCUCUUGACCCCGCCACGACUACAAGUGAUGACUAUUGGACGACUACAGAGGACGAUGACUCAGUGGUGACCCUUCCUGACGGUGACAACAACAGCAUCUUGGGCCUGUCCAUGUUUGAGUUCAUCGUCGUCCUUCUCUCCUCCUUCCUCCUCCUCCUCGUCCUCUUCACUUGCUUCCUCAUGCUGAUUUUCAAGAGGAAGAGGAGGAUCUACGUCAGAGUUGUCCCUUACACACCACGCGCAGCUCCUAUGAAAUUCCCUCGCACACCUUUGCCUCAAGUAAUACCCACGUCGGAGCUCAUCCCGAGGCCAAUACUACGGCAUACCUCACUUAGCAACGACAGGAAGCCUCGGUCCGUCAGCUGGGAGUACGGUGGAGAGCCCGGGGGAGGGAGGUGGGACGCAGGCAACCACAACCCAACACCCCAACGGCACUACAUCACCCUCGACGCCCAGCCCGUCCGCCACGACCCUGGGGAUGUCUAUAGCAUCUCCCAAGGCUUCGACUCCUGGGGGAAUGACAUGCAGAGACCCCAGGAGCCUACCAAUGCCCUCUGGCGAGACGCUCCCUGGGCAGAUAAUAACAUAUACGAGUGGCGCCGAUAAUGUGAUACUUAGGAAGGUUAUAUUCUUACACAAUUCAAUGCCCAAGUACAUAUAUUUGAUGAGGCUUUCGUAAGAGUUGUGGGAAUUUCCAUGGGUAGUUUUGUGACCCUGGUGGUAGUUCGACCAUUCUUCUGUACCGUGAACCUAAAAAGACACCCAUGAGAACCUGAUUGAUCUCCUCUUCGGCCUCUGGAAAUAGGUGAUGUAAGAGGAGAACGCGUCUGAGCAUACCGUGGGCAUUCCCAUGGGUAGUUUUGUGACCCUGGUGGUAGUUUGACCCUUCUUUUGUACCGUGAACCUAAGAAGACACCCAUGAGAACCUGAUUGAUCUCCUCUUCGGCCUCUGGAAAUAGUUGAUGUAAGAGGAGGACGCGUCUGAGCAUACCGUGGGCAUUUCCAUGGGUAGUUUUGUGACCCUGGUGGUAGUUUGACCAUUCUUCUGUACCGUGAACCUAAAAAGACACUCAUGAGAACCCGAUUGAUCUCCUUUUCGGCCUCUGGAAAUAGGUGAUGUGAGAGGAGGAAGAGUCUGAGCAUGCCGACCUUCUUAUGCUGAACCUAAAGACUCCUAUCACUUGCAGAAAACAAGAAAACAAGCCAUGCAUGUUCGAAGCCAGCAGAACGAGUAGCACGACUGACAUAUAUACCACGCUGCCAAAAACAGGAUGCAUAUGAAGUGAAAGAAACAUGGAAUUGAAGACAAAAGAA
This is a messenger RNA of Eriocheir sinensis (Chinese mitten crab), 1471 nucleotides long. RefSeq lists its product as uncharacterized. The record is from RefSeq and is a predicted model, not a curated record. Lineage: Eukaryota; Metazoa; Arthropoda; Malacostraca; Decapoda; Varunidae. The transcript is spliced from 2 exons. The coding region runs from base 269 to 763 and encodes 164 amino acids.